This is a messenger RNA of Kwoniella botswanensis, 1077 nucleotides long. RefSeq lists its product as uncharacterized. Gene Ontology annotation, molecular function: antiporter activity; GDP-fucose transmembrane transporter activity. The coding region runs from base 1 to 1077 and encodes 358 amino acids. The transcript has 10 exons. Gene Ontology annotation, biological process: protein O-linked glycosylation via fucose; GDP-fucose import into Golgi lumen. Lineage: Eukaryota; Fungi; Basidiomycota; Tremellomycetes; Tremellales; Cryptococcaceae. Gene Ontology annotation, cellular component: Golgi apparatus. The record is from RefSeq and is a predicted model, not a curated record.
AUGUCUCCGAAGACAGAACAGCAUUCACGGCUGGCCGUGCUCGGCACCGUCGUCUUUUACAUGGUAGUAGCCAUCAGUAUGACGCUGUUAAACAAGUCCGUACUCAGCUCAACACCCAUGCCAGUAUUCCUACUGUUCUGUCAGUCAGCAGUAGCUGUCGUGUUGUUGGGACUAGAAAAUAUGUUUGGACCGUAUAAGACCCCUAGGUUCGAAUCCAGUACAGCUAAAGAUCUACUCCCACUGGUAUUCGUCAACGUGUUAGGGUUGAUCUUCAACAACGCUUGUCUACAAUACGUCGACGCAUCUUUUCAUCAAGUAGCUAGAGGAUUGGUACUUCCAUUUACGAUCAUAGUAACCAUCAUAGUACUUCAUCAAUACCCUUCUCCACUUGCACUCAUCGCCGCUUUGAUAGUGACCUUUGGGUUCUUCUCUGGAGUAUUGUUCGACCCCAAUCACGCUUCCUCGGCGGCGUCUGCUGCUGUAGCAGGCAAACAUACGAGUUCUCUGGGUAUAACGUUCGGAGCGAUGUCGAGUGUUUCUUCGGCUUGUCAUGCGGUCUUGAUAAAAAGGGGAUUGGCAUCCGUAUCGAACUCACCUAUAUCAUUAUCAUACUACAAUAAUAUCUUAUCUACCCUCGCUCUUGUUCCAAUGUUCAUAAUCUCCGGUGAACUUCCCUCGGCGAUUAGGUUAUUGUCUAAUGGAGGUGCAAGUCAGUUCUUAUGGGGUGCAGCGAUCACCGGUCUAUUCGGUUUCCUAAUUUCUUUGGCCAGUUUUAUAUCCAUCAAAGUUACUUCUCCCGUUACCCACAUGAUUUCAUCAGCUACACGAGGAGUACUGCAGACCAUGUUGGCAGUUUGGAUAUUCGGGGAUGUCAUGUCUAGGGGCCGAAUAAUAUCGAUCUUCUUGAUUAUCUCAGGAUCAGUCCUCUACGUUUACGCCAAAACUGAAGAUUCCAAAAAAUCGUCGAAGCAGAACCACGAUGAGGUUGGCGUUUCACUCAAUCCGAAAUCCCUAGAAAGAGGGGAUGUGCUAUUUGAGAAUGACGUUGAGAAAGAUGAUAAUGAGAAGCAGAGGUAA